This is a messenger RNA of Colletotrichum karsti, 2571 nucleotides long. RefSeq names its product MFS general substrate transporter. The transcript is spliced from 6 exons. Bases 1 to 2571 code for a protein of 856 amino acids. Gene Ontology annotation, biological process: transmembrane transport. NCBI's taxonomy places the organism in Eukaryota, Fungi, Ascomycota, Sordariomycetes, Glomerellales, Glomerellaceae. The record is from RefSeq and is a predicted model, not a curated record. Gene Ontology annotation, molecular function: transmembrane transporter activity.
AUGUCGCUAUCAGACGCCGCAGCUGUGGUCCGAGAACUGUCCGAACAGGAAUUUCCAACAAUCUUCUAUACUUCGGUGUCCUUCGCAUUGUUCAAGACCUACGGUAUUCCCACUAUCUCCAAGCUUCUUGUUGCGACCAGUCAACUUUCCGGGGACGCAACGGCCUCCAAGCGUCGCACGGAUACGGGAGUGUUAAUGACGGAGAUUAUGUUCAAUAAACCUGAGUCUCACCGAAACAUCGACGCCAUUGCCCGGGUUAACUUCCUCCACGACCGUUGGCGCAAGGCCGGAAAGAUCUCCAACGACGAUAUGCUCUACACUCUGAGCCUUUUUGCUCUCGAACCGCUUCGCUGGACAAUUCGAUAUGAGUGGAGAGAGCUUACUAUGCUCGAGAAGAACGCAAUUGCAAUCUUUUGGAAAGACUUGGGCAACGAAAUGGCUAUCUCAUACGACUGCCUGGUGCCAUAUAUGGCACAGAAGAACGACCCGGUUGCCUGGCUUGAUGCACUGGAGAUUUGGAGCAUGAAAUAUCAGGAACAAUACAUGGUCUACGCCGUGCCGAACGAGAAGCUCGCCCAUGCAAAUGUACAUCUUCUGCUCCUCGACGUACCUAGGUGGAUGCACAGCUUCGUCUUCGGUCAAGUACGGUGCUUUAUGGAACCGCAGCUGAGACACGCCAUGGGAUACGAAGAUCCGAGCGACUUCCAGUUCUUGGUGUUCAACACACUCAUGAACACACGACGCUGGAUCGUCAAACACCUAUGCCUCCCGCGACCGAAAUGGUGGAUCAAACCGAUGCUGAAAGAUGUGGAUGAGAAGACAGGGCGGUUUUUCCUCCCGACCUAUCUUGCGCAUCCCUACUAUGUCAAGCCAACCUUUUACUCGCGCUGGGGUCCAGCCGCCAUCUACAGUCGCCUCAUCGGGGGUUAUUUGCCUGGAGAUGAGGGAAGCAAGUACUCGCCCAACGGAUAUGUGAUUCCUGAAGUCGGCCCUGAUGCGCAAAAGGGGAAGGGAAAGGACAACGAGAAGAGCGAAGCCGACGACAACGUCUUGGAACGGCACUCAUCGACUGCUCUCUCAGAGGAGGUAGAAUACCCCGGAUCCGCGCAGGUUGCGGUUAUCAUGGCUUGCAUCCUGAGUGCCAUCUUCCUUAUGUCUCUGGACCGAACCAUCAUCGCUACAGCCAUCCCCCGGAUGACAGACGAGUUCCGCAGCAUCCAAGACAUCGGCUGGUAUGGCAGCGCCUUCAUGGUCACGAUGUGCUGCUUCCAGCUCCUCUGGGGAAAGGUCUACACCUUCUACCCGGCUAAGUACGUCUUCCUUGCGCUCCUCGGCCUCUUCGAGAUCGGCUCCGCUAUCUGCGGCACGGCGCCCAGCUCGCUCGUCUUCAUCAUCGGGCGCGCCGUCGCCGGCAUGGGCAGCGCGGGGAUCCUGUCCGGCGCCAUCGUCCUCAUGAUGGGCGCCGUGCCCCUAGCCAAGAGGCCGCUGUACAACGGCUUCUUCAGCGCCGUCCUGGGCACUUCCUCGGUGGUCGGCCCGCUCCUCGGCGGCGCGUUCACGAGCAGGGUUAGCUGGCGGUGGUGCUUCUUCAUCAACCUCCCCAUUGGGGGCGCGGCCAUGGUCGUCAUCUUCUUCGCGUUGAAGCCCACCCCCGCGGCGGUCCCGGGGCUCUCGAUCCGCCAGCAGCUGGAGAAACUGGAUCUCCUCGGGGGAAUCACGUACGACUGGAACAGCUGGCGGGUUAUUCUCCUGCUCGUCUUGUUCGCCGUCUGUUUGGUCGCCUUCAUCGUGGUGGAGGUUCUGAGACGGGAGAAUGCAACCAUCCAGCUGGAGGUUAUCAAGAACCGCACCGUCGUCUCGGCCAUGUGGUACAUAUUUUGCCUCGCCUCAACGAUGCUCCUCCUCAUCUACUUCCUCCCCAUCUGGUUCCAGGUCAUACAGGGCAAGAGCGCCGUCGACUCCGGCAUCGCCACGCUCCCAUUCGUCAUCUCCCUCGUGGUCGCGAGCACUCUGUCCGGCCAGCUCGUGGGCCGCCUGGGCUACUACACGCCCUUCACCAUGCUCUCGUCUGUUCUGAUGCCCGUCGGCGCGGGCCUCCUUUCUACGUUCAAAGUCAACACGGGCAUCGGGAGCUGGAUCGGGUUCCAGAUUAUCCUCGGCUUCGGCAUCGGCCUGGGCCUCCAGCACGGCCCCAUCGCCGUGCAGACGGUGCUCCAGCGAAAGCACGUCCCGAUGGCGGUCUCGCUCGUCUUCUUCUGCCAGCAGCUCGGGGGCGCCAUCUUCGUGUCCGUCGGCCAGAACGUGCUCAACAGCAAGCUCAUCGAGGGGCUCACCGACGCCGUCAAGGACCUGGAUCCGCAAACCAUUGUGAACACCGGCGCAACGGCCCUACGCGACGUUCUGCCCGCGGCAGACCUGCCUACGGUGCUUGUAAAGUAUAACGAGGCAAUCAGACGGGUGUUUAUCGUUGGCGCUGUCACGGCAUCACUGUCGGCGCUGGGAUCCUUCGCGUUGGAAUGGAAGAGCGUGAAGGGCCUCGAGAAGCCCAAGCCAACUGGCAAGGAUCAGUGA